AGAGAGGGGAAGGAAGGGUUUGCUCUGGAUUCUUCUUCUCUCUAAAACCAAGACCAAAAACCACGACUUUUUAUUUUCUAAAAAUAAAUCCAGAGGGUUUUGGUCUGAUCGCUUGUUUGCUUGCUGCCUUGCUGGGGUACAAUUCUGAACUCAACCUUAAAUUUCAACAAUUUGAUACUGGCGGCUAAAAGAAUCAAAGAGAAAUGGAGGAAGCAAUAGCAGCUAGGUAUUGGUGCCACAUGUGUUCUCAGAUGGUGAACCCCAUCAUGGGAGAAGAAAUGAAAUGCCCUUUUUGCCAAAGCGGAUUUAUUGAGGAAAUGGAUGGCACCCCAAGGGACAAUCCUGAAGCCGACUCUGAAUUUGGGCCUGAUCGACCUCUCUCCCUCUGGGCUCCAAUCUUGAUGGGCAUGAUGAGCAAUCCCCGCAGACGACGGAGAUUGAGACGGCAAGAGUUUGAUGAGGAGGAGGAUGAGGAUAAUGAGAAUGAUGAUGUCCAUGGGGGAGACACUGAACUGGACAGAGAACUUGAAUCAAUCAUCCGAAGGAGGAGGAGAAGCUCAUCUACCAUUCUUCAACUGCUUCGAGGCAUUCGAGCAGCUGGCUUGGCAUCUGAAUCAGAUAAUUCUGAGACUGAUAGGGACAGGGAUAGGGAUAGGGACAGAGAAAGGGAAAGGGAACGCCUAAUUCUUAUCAAUCCUUUUAAUCAAACCAUCAUUCUUCAUGGUUCGUAUGAUUCAAGUCAGGGUCAAAACAACAAUCACACCCCUAUUGGUUCCUUAGGUGAUUACUUCAUUGGGCCUGGUCUGGACUUAUUGCUGCAACAUUUGGCGGAGAAUGAUCCUAAUAGAUAUGGAACACCACCUGCAAAAAAGGAGGCAGUGGAAGGUCUGCCCACUGUGACAGUUAAGGAGAAUUUACAGUGUUCUGUGUGCUUGGAUGAUUUGGAGAUUGGGGUUGAGGCAAAAGAAAUGCCAUGUAAGCAUAAAUUUCAUGGAGAGUGUAUUCUGCCAUGGCUGGAGCUUCAUAGUUCCUGCCCAGUAUGCAGGUUUCUGUUGCCUGCUGAUGAAGCCAAAUGCGAUUCCAAUAAUUCUAGGAACAGCAGUAACCAGAGUGAUGGCGAGAACAUUGACGGUGAUGGGGAAGAGGGAGAUGUGGAUGGGGAUGGGAUUGGGAGAAAUGGAAGUGGCAGAAGGUUUCAAAUUCCAUGGCCCUUCAAUCUGUUUUCAUCCACAGAAUCUCAAACUAGUGGCAGCGGGGGUAAUUCUUCGUCAUCAGCAAAUGCAACUGGAAGUGGGAAUGGGAGUGCUUCGUCUCAACCAGAUGACAAUUGAAUUUGAGUAUAUUUCCAUCAGUUCCUCCUAUCCUUUAUACGUAUUGGGUACUUGUUCAUUAUGUGGCUUCAAAUCUUCAAUGGUCUGCUGCCCUGCUGCCUGUGUACAUAGUAUAUUACUUGAAUGUGAAUCUUGGAAGUUCAAGUUGUGUCCUUGUGUUUUCCAAACAAACGAGGUCUUUUGUAGAUGUCAUGGCCUCCUGGAACAAUUUCUACUAUUGCUAUUUUUACUUUUUUCUAUC
Molecule: messenger RNA, 1572 nt
Organism: Fragaria vesca subsp. vesca
Lineage: Eukaryota; Viridiplantae; Streptophyta; Magnoliopsida; Rosales; Rosaceae
Product: E3 ubiquitin-protein ligase RING1-like
Exons: 2
Coding region: 204-1331 (375 amino acids)
Biological process (GO): protein ubiquitination
Cellular component (GO): cytoplasm
Molecular function (GO): ubiquitin protein ligase activity
Source: RefSeq, a predicted model, not a curated record